AUGGCACCGCAAAUAGAGGCGUCGGAGUCUCGAUUCGAGCCUUGCGCCUCAACAGCAUCGUUGUUCCUAUACUCGCAAGGCUCGAAUAUUUUAUGUCUCCAUCACGAUACAUUGGCACUAGACCGUCGCUUUACCAGUCAUCGCGAAAACAUCAAUUUUAUAUCGGUGGACAAUGUGAGUGAGCGUGGUGCGGGAAGGCUGGUGGUGAGCUACGAUGUGGGCCAAACUGCGAUAAUAUGGGAUAUCUUCACUGGCGCCGAAGUUGCAAGGUUCGCAUCCUUUGAUAAUUUGAGCGUCGCAGCGUGGAUGCGCAAUGGGAAUCUCGCGUUUGGCAACAGCAAAGGCGAAGUGAUCCUUUUCGAGCCGUCUACUUCGGAGCAUAUCUCUGCGCGCACGAUAUUCGACCCUAUUACUGCCCUGGCACCAGCUACGGAUUGUCGCACGUAUGCAAUUGGCUAUCAGAAUGGAUCAAUGUUGAUAGCGAGCCUUACUCCUCAGUUUACAAUCCUACACACAUUGACAACCUCCCGCGGGCCGUCACCGAUUAUAUCGCUCGCCUGGCAUGCCUCGUCCUCGAAGCAAAAAUCGGAUAUGUUGGCAACUCAAUCUUCAAAUGGCGACCUGAGAGUUUGGAGUGUGACGAAACCACCUGGGAAAGAGUCACCUCGAGUAAUUCGAGUUCUGAAACGAUCCGACUCGAGCUCUGCAGACCCAAAGUGGAUGGCAUGGUCAAAGAAUGGAAAGAUUGUACAAUACUUGGAAGGGGAGACAUGGGCUUGGGAUGUUCGAACGAAGCACGUUACCUACGAUCCAAUUCCGACAAUAGACGGGAUACGAGGACUAACAAACCAUGGCCCUACGGCAACACUCUUCACCAUUGGCCCCAAUAACACAGUCCAGCAGUAUGAUGUGGACAACCCAGCAAUGGUAGCAAAUGUGCAACUUGUUCCGGUCAAUACUAGAUCUAUGGCAUCCGAGGAUACACGAUCACAGACAAUAUCUCCACCUCCACGACACCUACAAGAUGCCCCGGAUAUUCGGGAAAUGCCAGCAACAAGCCGUGUUCCUUUUGGAUCCAAUGGAGUGGAUAUUUCUAAGCAACAAAGAGCAAACCUAGCUAGCCCUGUCUCUUCCCGUAGCCGGACGGAGUCAGUAAGCUCCAAGGCAUCAUCUGGGAGGUACCAACCCGGUCCAUUCUCCCCACCCAGCCGAUCUGGUCAGAGCGGCACAACAUUUUCUAUGACAUCAGAUCGAGACACACCACAGCCAUCAGCUUCAUUUCAGAGCAUAUCGUCUGUCACAAUGUCUUCGAUGAAGAGCUCACGUGUCGGGUCUCGGUUGCGGAACGAGGUUCAUCUGAGUCCCGCUGAGAGAAAUGUUGUUGAUCUCUUCCCAUUUACUCGCGCGAGACUGAAUGACGUGCCUUACAAAUCUCAGCCCCCUAUAAGCGAGAGUAGUUUAACCUCAGAUGAUCUGCGGCGUCAAAUGUUAAGCGUGGUCUUUGGCUGGGAGGGAGAAGUUCGGGAUCUGGUUAGAGAUGAAUUGAGUCGUCAUGCAUACGGAAGCCAAAGCGCUAUCCUUUUGGCACAAUGGCUUGGAGAAACAGACACAGAAAAUAUGGCAGCAAUGUUGAAUUCCGGUCCUGUAACGACGUUUGAUUGGAUGCUGAUGGCUCUCAGCCAAAUGAGUGGCCAGGCACAAACAAACAAGGUUGGACAGGCUUUUGUGCAAAAGUUGCUUGAGAUCGGAGAUAUUCACACGGCUGCUUCUAUUCUGCUUGGCCUUGGAGACACUAACGAUGCUAUCGAAGUUUAUGUGUCUCGAAAUCACUUUAUGGAAGCCAUCCUCAUUACCUGCCUUUUGAUGCCAACGGACUGGCUACGUCAAUCCCACCUUGUUCGUCGAUGGGGGGAGUAUGUGGUGUGCCACGCUCAGCAACAGCUUGCUAUUCGAUGUUUCAUGUGUACAGGUGUCGAGUCAUCUGAACCAUGGACAUCCCCAGCAGCUCAACAGGCCACUUCCUUUGCGGAGGUAAUUCGAGUAAAGUCACCCUUGACUUCACCUGACCCUGUACAGUCAAAUGAUGCUAAUUCAAUGAAUCCUCCAUCUCGCCCUAAAUCAGCAUCUAACCAGCGCUUACCUGGGAAAGCGCCUGCUCUCAAGCUUAUCACAUCUUUUGACGCUCACCCAAGUCAACGGUUCAAAUUCCCUGGAUUGAAAUCAGACGACCGGACCCCUACUAAUGCGCCUGGUGUCACCCCAAUUGCAGAGUCUGCUGUGGUAGAGUCGGCAUUGUCUCCUGGAGGUUUGGGGUCAUGGAAGCACAACAACCUUCAAAGCCUUGGUCAAGCUAUGACAUCUCGAACUAAUACCCCGGCUUUCAAUCGCCGCCGCCUUCCUUCAAUCGGAGAGACACCAGUGGAUGUACAUCCUCCUAUGUUUUCCCGAAAUCACUCUUACAACACUAGUGCUUAUGAAUCUACUUCGGAAAAUGAAUCGGCCAGUGGACUGGAGCAAAGUCAAGAUGAACAAAGCGGAGAUCUUAGUCUGUUGACUUUAUCCUCUGCGAGAUACAACCCAGAUCAAGACUCUCUGAAGCCCAGUCCUCAAACUGCUUUACAAGAAACAGGAAAGUUCUCAACUAUCAAGGGACUUCCCUCACCAGCGGCUGGCUUUUUUGAAGCAUUGAAAGAGCACACUGAUAUAAGAAAUGGAUCUCGCAUUCGGAAACCAGACGGUCUUCAGAUUGACCUGGUACAAACAGAAGAAUCCCACACAGACAAUCACGAUCGUUCAGAUCUACUCCAUAGUGCUAAGAGCACGACUUCAACCUUGAACAGUUACUCAUCUGCGAAGAGUCCGAGUGUCAGUGGUAGAAGUAUCGACCAAUAUAUUAGCAGCUUGGAGGAGGCAAACUAUCAUGCGAAUGCAAAGAAGUAUCCUCGUGGUCGUGGACGGCGAAAUACUGAUGAAACGGCAAGCCAACGAUCUCGCAUGCAACAAUCUCGUGAAGCAUCCCAGGAAACCCGUGGACGAAAUGAGUGGCGAUAUAUUCAACCUGCCAAGCGGUCGCCUUCUUCCCCGGUUCCCAUGUCACCCGAGGAGGUCGCUCGAUACAACGUUUCGGACUUUGGCAAGCCUGAUGAGCCACGGAAAAAAUCACGCUCACGGGCUCGAAGCAGCAGCAAAAUGAGAAAGCCGGGUUCACGAAGUAGGCAGCGAUCGUCCAGUCGGAACACCGCAAAUCGGGUUGGGGAAAGCUCAACGCGCGGAAGAAGCAUUGAUCGCCAGGGGUCUUCUGUUCGAUCACCGUCAUCACCUCUUCCAAUGUAUCUGCCAAGUCUAUCGACAAAUGGGCCCAGCCAACAAUUAGAUGAGGACCCCCUCAGACUUGUUACUGGAGACCGUCAGCGGCUUCGAUCGCAUCACCGAAGUGCUAGUCGGCGUCGAGCAGAUAGGGAUACUAGCUCCAAACGGGAUAUUUCCCCUCAGUCCAGUCAUAAAUUUUCCCAAGACGUUCCUGAUGCUCGCAUUGUGCCUGAAGUAAACACGACUUCUCAGUAUGGGGGAUUUGAACAGCUGAGCAGCAAGGUCUUUGGGCAAGAAUACAUUGUCAUAAAUACCAAUACUCACAGCAGCCCCAAUUCAAUUACCAUUGACGCUGGAGAGAUAACAUCGCCCACGACACCAUUUGUCAGUCUCGCUGAGAAGAAGCGAAAAGAAAUAGCUGCUGCUGAACUGGAAGCUCGCCGGCUUUCUCUUGCACGCAACCCUUCUGCACCAAAUAUCCCCUUCCCGGGUGAGCUACAAUCUGCACGGUCCCCGAUUGAAAGCCCUAUUUCUUUCCAUGGGAGUCCUUAUUUCCAAAGGGCUCCGUCUCGAAACAACAAGAGCUCCUCAACCAAGGGGUCUUCCGAGUACCAUAGCAGUUCAGACUCUAGCUCACCUCGAUCUGGAGCCCCUCUCGGUCUCCCAGCAACACCAAGAGCGAUGCGACACCCAAAAUACGGAGGAAAUGGAUAUGAAGAAGAGCGUCCUCCCUCUGUUCCAAUUCUUCCUACCAAUGGCUCUUCUGCUUUCCUAACCGGAGCUCGCUAUAAAGCUAGCGCGGAGAGAAUCGGACGGUCCAUGUCUGUCCCCAUGCCAGAAGAUCAGCACCACAGGAACAUAACAGUACCCUCCGACGUCCCCAUGCAUCCACACUUCAAGCCCCAUCUCCCAAGAAGCCGCUCGGGUAGCCGAGCCCGUAAUAUGGGCCACCAUCGUACCGGCUCCGGCGGCUACAUAUCAGGCACCUCACCCCAAGUCACAGUAAGCAUCGAAGAGACGAUCGAGCAAGCCAUACGAGAACCUCCAUCUACAUCAUACAACGAAGCAAUUCCACCGCCGCCGCCACCACCACCACUUCUCCCAGAGCUGCAGCAUCUCAACACACCUCCACCUCCACCCCCAAUGAUUUUCGAUCCCAUCUCGCCACGACAGUCGUCCGCCACUAUCGACGUUGCCAUUGAGAACGAGGAUUUUGGCCGUUUGCUUCCUCGCGCUAUGACCGCAGCCCCGGCAAUAAACGGAGGUGAUCCUCAUCAGAAUGCUAGCCGCCGCAUUUCGUUUGACCAUCGCCGCAACCGCAGCUCGAACGAGAGUUUCACGAAUAAGCUGCGCAGCUUGACUCGCAUGCGUAGCAAUAGCCGAAGUGUUGAACCAUGGACGCAUCAAGAGGCUGAGCUGGCGCCGUAUGAGAGUUUGCAUUCUAGUCCGAACUAUGUCUAG
Messenger RNA from Penicillium taxi, 4770 nucleotides. RefSeq names its product WD40 repeat domain-containing protein. Gene Ontology annotation, cellular component: nucleus. The coding region runs from base 1 to 4770 and encodes 1589 amino acids. Gene Ontology annotation, molecular function: transcription factor binding. NCBI's taxonomy places the organism in Eukaryota, Fungi, Ascomycota, Eurotiomycetes, Eurotiales, Aspergillaceae. The transcript is spliced from 4 exons. Gene Ontology annotation, biological process: positive regulation of transcription by RNA polymerase II. The record is from RefSeq and is a predicted model, not a curated record.